GAAGGCUGAAACGAAGGACGUUAACGAAGUGUUCGGCGUCUCUAUUGACAGGCGGAAGCUGAGCGCGGCUCGCUCACCAAGUCGCUGGUCGUCAGCGUCGUCAGCGCGCUGUGCGGCAUGUUCGUCUUCGGCUACAACACGGGGGUCAUCAACUCGCCCAAGAAGGACGUGAAGCAGUUCAUCGUGGACGUUUACGUCGAGCGAUGGGGCGUUGUGCCCGACGACGACGUCCAGGAGGACCUCUUCUCCUUCAUCGUGGCCAUCUUCGCCCUCGGCGGCCUGAUCGGCGGCUUCGGCGCGGGCUGGAUAGCGAACGGACUGGGAAGGAAGGGUGGUUUACUGCUGACUAGCGCUGCAGGCAUUGUGGCCUCCCUCAUGCUGGGCUUCGCUCGCAUGGCGGGGUCCCACGAAAUGCUGCUCGCGGGCCGGUUCCUCAUCGGCGCCUGCUCCGGUCUCUUCACUUCGCUGUCGCCCAUGUACAUCUCGGAGGUGGCGCCCAUCAACCUGCGAGGCCUGCUCGGCGUCUGCAACCAGCUUAGCGUCACCGUCGCCGUGCUCGUCGCCCAGCUCCUCGGCUCCGACUUCGGCCUCCAGCAGUGGGACCUGCUGCUCGGGCUGUCCGCCGUGCCCUGCGUCCUCCAGCUCGUGCUGCUGCCCUUCUGCCCCGAGUCGCCGCGCUACCUGCUCCUGACCGCCGAUAGGAAGGAGGACGCCGUCACAGCCCUCUCCUGGCUGCGGGCCGCGCCCCCCGCCCACGUCCGCCACGAGGUCCAAGCAAUGGAGGAGGAGGAACAAGGAGCCGAGCCGCCAAUGGGGAUCCUGCAGCUGCUCGCCAACUCGUCGCUCAGACGGCCCCUGGCCAUCGCAGCUGUGCUGCAGCUGUCCCAGCAGCUGUCUGGCAUCAACGGGGUCCUGUACUACUCCACGGACAUCUUCAAGCGUGCCGGUCUGGACGAGAGCGCGGCUAAGAACACGACGGUGGGCGUGGGCGGCGUGAUGGUGCUCAUGACGCUGCUGUCUGCGCCCUUCGCCGACCGGGCGGGCCGGCGCGCGCUCAUGCUCGUCGGGCUGGUGGGCAUGUUCGUCACGUCGCUGGCCGUGACGGGCACGCUCGCGCUGUCCGACUACUCGGCCAUGCGCGCGCUCGCCAUCGUCUCGGUGCUCGCCUUCGUCGUGCUGUUCUCGGUGGGGCCGGGCUCCAUCCCGUGGCUCAUCACGGCCGAGCUCUUCUCGCAAGGGCCCAGGCCCGCCGCCGUCUCCGUGGCCACCAUCGUCAACUGGACGGCCAACCUCGCCGUCGGCCUCGCCUUCCCGCCACUGCAGAAAAAGCUGGACUACCUGGUGUUCGCGCCCUUCUCGGCGCUGCUGCUGGCGUUCUCGCUCUUCACCGCCUUCCUCGUCCCCGAGACCAAGAACAAGACCUUCCGGGAGAUUGCCGACUCGCUGAGAUGAGCUGGAAGGCAGCAAGGGGAAGAAGAAGAAGGGUAGUGUCACCGAGUGUCGAUGAUUAGUCGACACACGCGCCUCUCCGGCUCCAGCGCCGGGGAUAUCUUCUCCACGCACCGGGAGUAUGUCGGCCGGCUGGGGUAGCUCCGCCCAGCCGCCCCGCUCCCCCUCGGCUCCAGAGCAGCUCCAGGCAACCUCAAGAAUACAUUAUUAGCCUGAACGCGUGGUGGACAAAAGAGAGACGAUUUUUGUGCCAGACAAAAGGCAGUCCUUAUCAGAGGGGUAGUAGAUGAGAGCAGGGGGCGGCGGCGGCGAGCGGUGAAACGCCGACUCACCCCCGACUCAUCCCCGGCGCCGCCGCCGCCGCCGUCGUCCCCGCAACGCGCAUCACGAGAAGUAGUUACGCGCGCCCGCGGAUUUGGAAAGAUACGCCCGCAUCAUCUGGCAGUUCCUCGUAGAGGAAGCCGCCGCGGGGCAGAAUGCGCAGUGUCAUCGAACCCUCCAACUUGUUAUCGCGGAACAUUGUUUCAUAAUCCUCCUCUCAUGGUCAUUUGGUCAUAUAACGUUAUUAGUACUUUAAGAGCCCCCUGAUUAUACGUGUGCGUCGUUCAAACACUCCUAUCAUCUAUGACGCUCAGAAAUUAUAGUUUUAUUCGCACUCUGUACGGUUAUAUACAACCGCCUUCACUCAACGUUGGAUAUUACUGUUCGCUGCUACGUUGAUGUACGUGCAUGUGAAAUACUUGCGUCAAUAUUACUCGAGACGGAAUAGUCAAAUAAUCGGGCAAAGCA
Frankliniella occidentalis (western flower thrips) is the source of this 2238-nucleotide messenger RNA. Its product is annotated as glucose transporter type 1-like. Gene Ontology annotation, biological process: monosaccharide transmembrane transport. The transcript is spliced from 7 exons. Lineage: Eukaryota; Metazoa; Arthropoda; Insecta; Thysanoptera; Thripidae. Gene Ontology annotation, molecular function: hexose transmembrane transporter activity. The coding region runs from base 118 to 1452 and encodes 444 amino acids. The record is from RefSeq and is a predicted model, not a curated record. Gene Ontology annotation, cellular component: membrane.